Eimeria acervulina is the source of this 741-nucleotide messenger RNA. Its product is annotated as UDP-Gal:betaGlcNAc beta 1,3-galactosyltransferase, polypeptide 2, related. Gene Ontology annotation, molecular function: hexosyltransferase activity. NCBI's taxonomy places the organism in Eukaryota, Apicomplexa, Conoidasida, Eucoccidiorida, Eimeriidae. The transcript has a single exon. The record is from RefSeq and is a predicted model, not a curated record. Gene Ontology annotation, cellular component: membrane. Bases 1 to 741 code for a protein of 246 amino acids.
AUGACGGGAGCUGCGGACUUUCAGGGGCGGAUGCUUGUGAGGAACACGUGGGGAGGGGCCAGCCGGGUGGCCAACAAGCGAAUUCGUUUAUUUUUCUUGUUGGGCACCGUGGGGUCUCAAGAGGUGCAGAAGGCAGUGGAGGAGGAGGCAAAGGCGUACGGGGACAUUCUGCAGCAUGCAGCCCCUGACAAAUACACAAGUCUUGCAACUAAGGCAGCAACAAUGAUCGAAUGGAUGGCGAAAUCUUGCCCUGAGGCUAAGUUUUUAGUCAAGGCGGACACGGAUACCCUAGUGAAUUUGGAUGUGAUGAUUCCCUACUUAAUAAAAAUGGAGAGCAAGGGGGAUAUCGCUUUAGGUGCUCGUCUAGACAACAUGCCUAUCAUUACUCAUGAGAAGUCGCGCAACUACCAGGACCCUCUAGUGUUUCCUCGAAAAACAUUUCCUCCCUAUCUUUCAGGUGCCUGUUAUAUCGUCUCGGGAAGUCUGAUCCAGAAAGUGGCACGUGUCUUGCAGGAAGUGCCACGGGUUAGGAAUGAAGAUACCUUCCUGGGAAUGUGUUUAGAACGCUUGGGAAUAGAACCCACAGCCAUUGGGCCAGAAGCGCAAAUUAACCCUUGGUUUGACCCGGCGAAGGGACCAUGUGCUGCGUUUCGGCUAGCUGCGGCUCAUUCAUUCAAGCGAGACCUAUUAAUCGCCAUUUGGGAAUGGUGGGAAAAAGGGGGAGCCAAGAUGUGUCACUAA